Clunio marinus is the source of this 1395-nucleotide messenger RNA. NCBI's taxonomy places the organism in Eukaryota, Metazoa, Arthropoda, Insecta, Diptera, Chironomidae. The record is from the annotation of a GenBank genome assembly.
AAGUUGGUGAAAAGAAGGAAAUUGUUGAUGACAACGUUAGGAAAUUUGCACUUCAUAAACUUGACGAUAUGGAUGAAAGAUUUGAAUCAAUCGGUUUGGUUUUAACUAAACUCGGCCUGCAAGAAGUCAAACUCAACAAUUCUAAUUUUCAUUACGAUUGGGACUUCGUUUGGGGUUAUUUUGGAUGCAGUUCAAUGAACAUGAGUUUUAGUAAAUUGAAACAUCAUCAGAAAAUCAACCAUUUUCCAGGAAUUGCAGCUUUGACAUUCAAGAGUCGUUUAGCAUCUGAAACUGACUCAGUUUAUGUUCCAAAAGGCUUCACAAACCUUCAAUCUUUGAAAGAAUAUGCAAAGACACAUCCCAACACGCGUUACGUUGAAAAAUUGAAAUCAAAUCGUGGCGUGUCGUUGAAGAAAGUUGAAGACAUCAAUUUCAGUCGAACUGGUGACUUAAAAAAUGAAUAUUUCGCUCAAGUUUUCUUGGAUAAUCCUUAUCUAGUUGACGGACAUAAAUUCGAUUUGAAUGUUUAUGUGGCAAUCACUUCAGUCAAUCCAUUGCGAGUUUAUUAUUACUCAAAGAAUUAUCAUUUGAGAUUCUGUCGAAAACCAUACAAUCCGAAUGACUUCACCGAUCACUACACUUACGUGGUUGGUGAUGGUCACAUACCUGGCUUGGCAUUCCCUGCAAUGGAAAAAUAUGUCAAUCGAUCAUAUUUACUUAAAGAUGCACUUCACACUUACUUCAUUGAACACGAUGUUGAUCCUAACGUUAUCGUUGCACAGAUUGAAGACGCCAUUAGCACCAUUAUUAUGGAGAAAGAACCGGAAAUAAUUAAAACAAUUGCAGCGAAAAAUCCAACAAAUGGCAAACAUCAUUUCUGUGAAUUUUUGAGAUUUGACUUUGUUCUUGAUGACAACAUAAAAUUGAAGUUAAUGGAAAUCAACAUGAGUCCGAAUUUGAGAGCUUAUCCAGCUAUUCGACCUGUUAAACAUGUCUUUGAAAAUGUUUUGUACAACUUCUUCAAUCUUGUGGGUGUGGGAAGUUAUUUGAAGAAUAAAGGCAUCCGAGAUUACGAUCAACUUGAAGAAGAAUUCCCUUGCCACGACAACAGUCUUUCGGUGAUGCCAGAAGUGUGCAUGAAAAGUCCAUGCCAUGAUGAAUGUGAUCCAGAGAAGUGCAAGCUGUGUUGGCAUUGCAUGUCGAAAGAGUUUCAAUACGAUAUGAAAAUGGCGUACAUGGAACAUAUGAACAUGGGCGACUAUAAGCGUGUCGUUCCACCACCAAAUGAUUUUCUAGUGAAAGCUGAUGGACGUUACUGGAAUAAACUUUCAGACACCAACAAAUUGUACACCAAAUGGGUGAUGGAAAUGUGCAAGAGAAAUCGACAUUUCUGUU